GGUGAAAGCGAUGUGUCAGAUUUUGUUUUGAUUCAACAGUCGAAGCCAAAGAGAAAUCGUGGACGCAACGUUUAUCUUUCUAUUAUCUUCAUUAGUUAACUGAAUCGAAUACCAGUUUUACUAAAAUUUGUAAUAAUGUCACGCAAAGAGGCGCUCUCGCAGUUCAUCAACCAGAUUCACGGCCGCCCGGUAGUGGUCAAGCUGAACAGCGGAGUCGAUUACCGUGGCGUGUUGGCUUGCCUCGAUGGCUACAUGAACAUCGCCCUGGAUCAGACGGAGGAGUACGUUAACGGUCAGCUGAAGAACAAAUAUGGCGACGCGUUCAUUCGAGGCAACAACGUGCUGUACAUUUCGACGCAGAAGCGGCGGGUUUAGUUAGGCGAUGGGAAAACGGGGGACGUUCUUUCACGAAUAAUAAAAGUUUGUGUGUAUAAAUUUGA
Molecule: messenger RNA, 440 nt
Organism: Aedes aegypti (yellow fever mosquito)
Lineage: Eukaryota; Metazoa; Arthropoda; Insecta; Diptera; Culicidae
Product: U6 snRNA-associated Sm-like protein LSm6
Exons: 2
Coding region: 136-375 (79 amino acids)
Biological process (GO): mRNA splicing, via spliceosome; maturation of SSU-rRNA
Cellular component (GO): sno(s)RNA-containing ribonucleoprotein complex; U4/U6 x U5 tri-snRNP complex; P-body
Molecular function (GO): RNA binding
Source: RefSeq, a predicted model, not a curated record